AUGUAUCUGAAGAAGCCGAUCUGGAGCGAUGGCCCGUCAGCGACGCCGGAGAAUCCGUCGGGAUCGGAGAACGGUGAGGAGACCGACGCGGCGACGAUGGUAGUUGAAGAGCUGGUGACAUCACUCAACACACAGAGACUCUACAGGGAGCUAACGCUAUCCCUCCGAACAGGCUUACGCGACGCUUGCGCUGAAUUCUCCUUCCUCCGCAUCCGCGGCCUUCGAUCUCUUCUCAAAACUCUCCGAUCUAUCGCCGAAUCAGACUCCAUCAUCCGCCUCUUCUCCCACACCCAAACCGUCUCCGAUCUCCAACUGGUUCCGGUGCUUUUUCGGCAUUCGUUGAAAGAAGGGGAGGAUGAUAGAGUGACGAGCUUGGAUCACAUAUUCAGCGUGGAGCCGAUGAAGAUAACGAGUCCUUCUACGGAUGAUGAGGUCGCGGUUGCUCUUAGGGUUCUCGAAGGGUGCUGCCUUCUCCAUCCUCAGAGCACUGUUCUCGCUCAUAAACACGGCGCAGUCCGCGUAAUGAUGAAUAUAUUAUCAACACGAGGAGUACUUGAGCAAGGUGCCUGCUUAGAUGCCUUAAUCUCAAUAUUGCUGGAUUCUUCAGCAAACCAGGUGGAUUUUGGAGCCUGCAAUGGGAUUGAGGAGGUUGCAAUGCUCAUGCGAGACAAACAAGCUGAUGAAAAUCUCAGGUUAAGAUGCGGAGAGUUCUUACUACUGUUAGUUGGACAUGUGAAUGGGAAGGAUCGAUCGCCCAUUGCGAGUGUAAAUGAAGACAUUAGGCGCCUUUUGGGUGAAAAAUCCGCUUCUUUGAUAUGGGCAGCGAGUCAAUUCGGUUCAACAGGUGACCCUGAGCAAAGAAUCACUGCCCUUCACAUCCAGGCUGGUAGAGUGCUCGAGUCCCUUGACUUGUACUAAUUGUCAAACUCCGUCUGUUGAUUCUUUUUUUCCCUCUUUAAAUGUGUGUAAAAAACUAUCCAAACUCUUCAAUAUCAUUUACCAUUAUUCUUCUAAGCUUGGAGGAACUUUUGUAUUAGCCUCUCAUAUCAUAUUUCUGUACAUUAAAUCAUUAUCAAAAUCUCAACGUACUGAUGUCA
Molecule: messenger RNA, 1097 nt
Organism: Brassica rapa (field mustard)
Lineage: Eukaryota; Viridiplantae; Streptophyta; Magnoliopsida; Brassicales; Brassicaceae
Source: RefSeq, a predicted model, not a curated record